UUAAGAACGGCCGUUGAGAAGCGGCGUUAACGGUUGUCGGCAGAGGCGGCCAGAUAAGUCUGAGUUCAUGAAGAACAUUUUGAGGCGGCUAUUAGUUACUAGAAGAUACUACAGAAGGCUUGUUUGGACUUUAUGAUUUUCAUUACUGAGAAGGGAGUGUUUGCUCUUGUUCACUUACAGAAGAAACUGUUUUAACUCACCUUUAUACUAGGAUCCUCCAUUUCCAAGCUGGCUAAAGAGGAGCAAAAGAUACCUGUUCCAGAACUGCUAACUACCCCGACGGAGAGAAACAAUGCAAGCCCUAAUACGACCCAGCCGAUACCGAUGGACCUCUAUGAGCCGGGAAGAACAGCUCAAAGAAGCCGCCAUGGCCUUUAUUCGCCUGUGUGCAGAACAUGGUGAUGGUGAUAGCCCGAGGCAGCCUCAUGUGGCCCCUCAGCUGGACCCCUACACAAGAGCCUCAGUGGCCUCGGUGGCCAGGCCUACGCUUCCUGUGGCGAUCAAACAAGGUCAGGCAGAAUCCAGCUUGCAGUCAGAUAACCCUGAGGAUUCCAGAGUUUCUAAGAAACCUGUGAUGAAAAGGAAAGUUCUGAGGCGAACGCCUGACGGAGAAGUACAAGUGACAGAUGAAUCCAUCAUCAGUGAAACAGAAUCCAACAGUCCAGGUAACCCUGAGUAUGAGAACUUAAGUCAGAGAAUGUACCUUCUGAAUGCUCAGGAGGAGGAAGAGUCUGAGGAGGAGAACCAGCCCCACAAUUCGCCCAAGUCAGAGGCAGUCUAUUCUUGGAGCACCACGGAGGAGAGCCGGAGUCAGGGCUCCCGAAGAGAGAGCCAGAGCCACAGCACUUCAUCCUUUGAGCAGGACUUGAUCCUAGCUGGGCACCCCAAGUCCUUCAUAUUACCAAGGUUGGAGCAGCUCAGUCGGAACAGAAUGAAGACCGAUCGGGUUGCCCGUUACUUGGAACAUAAGCAUGACUGGGAAUCCCUGCGGCUUCCAGGAGAAGAUGCCAGGAAAGGUGUGCGCUGGAGCAUCCGGGAACAGAUGCUCUACAAGUCAGAAUUGCCUCCUAAGGCUCAGCAUGUUUAUAUCCCCAACAAUUACCUGGUGCCUACUGAGAAGAAGAGAUCUGCCCUGCGCUGGGGAAUACGCUGUGACCUGGCAAAUGGUGUUAUGCCUAGAAAUACCUAUUCCUCCUAGGAAUCUGGAAUCUUUAAGAUUCCAUACACAGAAGUACUUAGUAUAUCCCAAAGAGCUAGCUAACUUCAAACAUGCAGCUAAGCUAAUUUUAUUUCUUUCCAAUUCCAAUCCUGCCCCAUUGGAUCUUAAGAUCUGUCUUGGCUCUCAGAAUGGCUACUUUCUGGCAAAAGAGGACUUUUUAAAAACCUAUCCUUGUUAAGCAAUUGUCUCAGAUUGUAUUAUUUGAAUGUAAAUACUAUCCCAUAAGAAGCCAGGCAGAAAAUGAACCAAAGCCUACUGAAGUGUAAUCAUUUUUCUUUGGAGAUCCUUCAUACACAUCCCCUCUUUGAAGCAAUGAACUCCUGUACUUUAAAAAAAGUUUUAACUUCUGGGUGUAUAGAUUAAAUUAAAUUUAUGAAGUAAAAUGAUUAUUUUAGUCUUUCCAAAGGCCAGCUUGAUUUCUCCUCCUGCCUUUCAUCAUGCAUUAGGGUUGCUGUUCAGAGCUACAGAAGUAAACUUUCCGCUGGAAUGAGAUAGAAGUUAACAGGUAUAUCUCCUUGUGUGUGAAACUGAUGUUUUACAGAUACUUGUCAGAAUAGUUGGGUAUUUUCUUCA
This is a messenger RNA of Python bivittatus (Burmese python), 1792 nucleotides long. It is a transcript of the gene HYLS1, whose product is annotated as HYLS1 centriolar and ciliogenesis associated. Lineage: Eukaryota; Metazoa; Chordata; Lepidosauria; Squamata; Pythonidae. Gene Ontology annotation, cellular component: non-motile cilium; centriole. Gene Ontology annotation, biological process: cilium assembly. The record is from RefSeq and is a predicted model, not a curated record.